Molecule: messenger RNA, 2915 nt
Organism: Cuscuta campestris
Lineage: Eukaryota; Viridiplantae; Streptophyta; Magnoliopsida; Solanales; Convolvulaceae
Source: the annotation of a GenBank genome assembly
GUCAUUCUUCCAUGGCAGACCAUCACUUCCUUUUAUCCGAUCCCACCUUGAAAAAAUUGGCUUCACAGAAUUCACAGUCACGCUUCUAGAUGAUACCCAUGUGCUGCUACACUUCACAAAGGAUGAAGACUUCAUGAGGUGCUUCAAGAGAUAUGAAUGGAAACUUGGUAGCUUUGCUAUGAAGAUAUCGAAGUGGACGCCAAACUUUGACCCAAGGUAUGAAUCCCCUUUACUUCCCAUCUGGGUGGCUAUAAAAAACCUCCCCAUCCAUUUGCAUGAUAGGAAAUCCCUCUUGGAUAUUGCUCAAGUUUUUGGCAAGCCCAUAAAACUUGAUGCUACCACUGAAAAUUUUGGCCGUCAUUCCCUUGCAAGAGUUUGUGUUGAGGUGGAUAUCUCACUGCCACAAAUUACCAAAUUCUGUGUGCAAAAUGGAGAUAUCCCACAGAUUCUCAAUGCCUACUAUGAAAAUGUUCCACAUUUUUGCCAUGAGUGCAGAGCCCCAAAUAUGGGAAUUGAGACCUUGAACGGUGCGAAUUUUUCUUCAUGGAAAGAUUCACUGAUUCUAACUCUUGGCAUGUUGGAUUUUGAUUAUGCACUGAGAGAGCCUGCCCCUCCUGCCCUCAGUGAUAAAAGUACUGCUGAAGAUAAAAUAGUACAUGAGAGAUGGGAGAGGUGCAACCGAAUGGCUCUUAUGCUCAUUAAAAAUUCCAUCAGCAUAAUCAUCAGGGGAGCUAUUCCAGAUUCAUCUAAUGCUAAAAUAUAUCUGGCUUCCGUGGAGGAACAAUUCAAAGCAACUUCUAAGGCACAUGCUAGUACUCUUAUUUUGAAGAUGGUGACUAGAAAAUAUGACGGGAAUAGCGGGAUUCGUGAGCACAUCAUGAUGAUGAACGACAUGGCCCGUAAGCUCAAGGGAUUAGACAUGGAGAUCAGUGAAGGUUUUCUGGUGCACUUCAUAAUGACUUCUCUUCCUGCAUCUUUUGAAGCUUUCAAGGUCAACUACAACACCGAGAAGGUCAAGUGGUCGAUGAAUGAGUUGAUUGCUAUGUGCGUACAAGAAGAAGAGCGUCUGAAGCUGGACAAACCUGAUGUGGCUUACCUCAUGACCGCUAAUCCAAAGAAGAGGAAGGGCAAUGUCAAUAAGAAGGAUGUUUCUAAAGUCCAAAAACGUGAUGCAAGUGCUUCUUCCAGCUCUAAGAACUCCAAAGGGAAGUCUUACUACAAGUUCUGCCGCAAGGAAGGACAUAGACAGAAAGACUGCCAAGACUUUAAGGAGUGGCUGACGAAGAAAGGUAAUCAUCUUUACAUGAUACUUGAGUCCUUUAAUUUAAAUGUUCCAACUAAUACAUGGUGGUUUGACUCUGGUUCUAUGGUUCAUGCAACCAACUCACUUCAGGGAUUCCUUACAAUCCAGAAGCUGGAAAGAAACCGAAGAACACUUAAGCUGAGGAAUGGAACAGAACUAGCUAUCGAAGCUAAACUCGACAUGAAAACUGUAACUUGCUACUUCAUUGGUUAUCCUUCUCACUCAAAAGGUUACAGAUUUUAUUGUCCUUCCCACGUCACUCGCAUUGUAGAAACCAAAGAUGCUCAUUUCCUUGACGAUUUUAAGGUCAGUGGGAGCAGUGAAAACCCUUAUGAUGAAUUGCUAGAAGUACAAGACGCGGGGGGGAGAGACUUGUCGAUUACUUUACCUCCAAUUACUCCUCUUGUACUCAAUUCCAAUCCGCAGGACACUGCACCGCCUCCUACUUCUAAUGUACCUGGAAAUGAAGACACCUCAAAUGAUCACCAUCAAGACAAUGCUGCCAAUGCUCAAUCCGAAAAUUUGCUCAGGAGGUCAUCUAGGUCUAAAAGGCCUACUAACUUUGAUGAUUAUGUUACCUACUUGACUGAAGCAGAAAUGGAUGCUGGAAAGUUUACUGAUCCUACCUCUUAUAAUGAAGCCAUUAACAGUGAUCAGUCUUCUGAAUGGAAUAAAGCCAUGAUUGAAGAGCUUGACUCCACGAAGAAAAAUAAUACCAAUCCUGGUCUUGAUCACUGGAAAGCAGCUAAGAAAGUUCUUCGAUAUCUACAAGGGACAAAAGACUAUAAACUGACUUACAGAAGGAGUGAUAAUUUAGAAGUGGUUGGUUAUUCUGAUUCUGAUUUUGCUAAGUGCAAAGAUGACAAGAAAUCCACUUCAGGGUAUAUCUUUAUGUUAGCUGGCGGACCUAUCUCGUGGAAGAGUCAUAAGCAAGAGUUGACUGCAACUUCUACAAUGAUGGCAGAAUACAUUGCGUUGUACAACGCAACCUGUCAUGGGAUGUUGCUCAGAAACCUCAUCACUGGACUCAAAGUAGUUAAUUCCAUCUCUCGACCAUUGAAGCUUUAUUGUGAUAACUCAGCCGCCGUUAGUUUCUCGAACAGUAACAGUUCGACUGGCGCUGCUUUAUAUCUUGAUACAAAGUACUUGUUCGUACCUAAGUUUCAGUUUGCACUGGUGGGCAGUUUCUUUGGGAAAAGGCCACCUCUGGAGAUCAUACGCAGUUGGCUGGAGAAAAUUGGAUUUGUGGGCUCCUCCACCCCUCACAUGUGCUAAUCAAUUUCUCUUCUGAAAAGGAUUACCAGAGACUUUUCCUUCGCAAAGACUGGAAUGUCCAGGGAGCUACCAUGAGCAUCACCAAAUGGACCACUGACUUUGAUCCCUCCAAGGUAACUCCAAUCAUCCCUGUCUGGAUUUCCAUAGCUAAUCUGCCCAUCCACCUUCAUGAUAAAAGAGCCUUGAUGUCUAUUGCAAAUAUUUUUGGGAAGCCUAUCAAACUGGACUCAACUAUAGAAAACUUCAAUAGGCCUUCAGUGGCCAGAUUCUGUGUUGAAAUGAAUCUCUCUAGCAUGCCCCAAAACUCCUUUUAUGUUAAUAAUGGAGAUAACCCAUU